Messenger RNA from Fonsecaea pedrosoi CBS 271.37, 1338 nucleotides. RefSeq lists its product as uncharacterized. The transcript has a single exon. Gene Ontology annotation, molecular function: acyltransferase activity, transferring groups other than amino-acyl groups. Lineage: Eukaryota; Fungi; Ascomycota; Eurotiomycetes; Chaetothyriales; Herpotrichiellaceae. The record is from RefSeq and is a predicted model, not a curated record. The coding region runs from base 1 to 1338 and encodes 445 amino acids.
AUGCCGAGAACAUAUCUUCGGGUGUUGUUGACUUUCAAAACGACGAAAUCCGUCGCGCGGCUUAUCCAGCCGCUUCAAUGUGCUCUAAACGACACUGCACAGCAGAUACCAUGGCUGAAUGGGCGAGUCGUCACUACGGAGUCAGCUGCCAUGAAACCUUCUCUUGAGCUACGCUGGCACAGUGAGGACGGAUCACCCACGCUGCAUGACCUGGGCUCAAUUCCUAUGUCGUACGAUUCAGCGGCUGCAGAUGGAAUGAUCCCCAACGCGCUUCCUGCUGGUAUCUGGCCGUUACAAGACGUUGACAAUGUCGCUUUCCUCAAAGAUGGGGCUCAAGCUUUUUCGACCGGGAUUUUUCGCUUUGGAGAUGGACAAGGCGUGGGCUUGACCAUCUGCAUUCACCAUAAUGUAACCGAUGCACAAGGUUUCACUGACCUAGUGAGACUGUGGGUCUCGAACCUCACCGGGUCUGGAUUGCGCUUUUCGUCCGACAGCCGAUUGGAUCGACUCUCAAAAGUGCUUACUUCCGAGCUCACUGUUGCUAACGACCAGUCUUUAGAGGCUUUGUUUGCUAGGCAUGCAGAGUAUUCCCAACUGCCACCUUCCUUGCCGUCGGAAUUUCCAUCCUGCACCUCGAAAUUGUUUGCCAUACCGGCGGCACAAGCGGAAGCAAGUAAAAAACUUCUUCGGAACUAUACCACUAAAAUUCACACCACCAACACGAUAAUAUGUGCUCUUAUCUGGUCAACAAUCACUCGAAUCCGCAAUCAACGCCAGCCACCUGCAAGCGGAAACACCCGUUUGGCAAUGGCAGUCAACGGCCGACGAUGCCUAGGGGAAGACUUCUCAAGUCCAACAAACCCCUAUAUCGGUAACAUCGUACUAUAUUCCCUCGCUAAACUAUCGAAGCAGGAUCUCAAUAUAACCCAGCAAGAAUCUAUCCAAAACUUCGCAAGGAUAUGUGAUACGAUCGCCGCAUCGAAUUCACGUGAUAAGAUCAAUUGUCGCCAUAUUGCAGAGACGUAUAGUUUGAUUACAAGAGUGAAAGACUAUCAAUCUAUAUUCAUUGGAUGGGACCCUCUAGCUGGACAUGACCUCACAAUUACAAGCUGGGCGGAUGUGGGCCUGUACGACAUUGACUUUGGUCCAGAACUUGGUAAACCAAGCUUUAUACGAAUACCAGGGGCUCAAGCUGAUGGUGUUUGCAUUAUCUUGCCGAGGAAGAGAUUGAAUCGUGACGAUGCGGAUAAAGAUAUAGUAGAAGUACUACUUAUGCUGCGGAAAGAUGAUAUGGAGACACUGGAAAAGGAUUCUAUAUGGAAGGGCAUAACUUCCUAA